AUGACUUACUGCUCACGUACCUUCAUCACUUUUAGUGAUGAUGCAACUUUCGAGGAAUGGUUCCCUCAAGGGCGGCCCCCAAAAGUCCCUGUUCGGGAGGUCUGUCCAGUGACCCAUCGUCCAGCCCUAUACCGGGACCCUGUUACAGACAUACCCUACGCCACUGCUCGAGCCUUCAAGAUCAUUCGUGAGGCCUACAAGAAGUACAUUACUGCCCACGGACUGCCACCCACUGCCUCAGCCCUGGGCCCCGGCCCACCACCUCCUGAGCCUCUCCCUGGCUCUGGGCCCCGAGCCUUGCGCCAGAAAAUUAUCAUUAAAUGAAGAGGUGUCUAGUCCUCAGAAACUUCUUCCCUGCCCUGAUUGGAGCUCCUGCUGUUCCCUUUCCUCUCCCUGCUUCUCCCCUUUGUCACCUCCGAUCUUUGCCCAAUCCUUUUCUCUUCUUCUUUCUCCUUUUCCCGUAGUUCAUCCAGGUUUUUUAAUCUAAUAAAUAUAGAAAGAUCCC
Cebus imitator (Panamanian white-faced capuchin) is the source of this 505-nucleotide messenger RNA. Its product is annotated as vacuolar protein sorting-associated protein 72 homolog. Gene Ontology annotation, cellular component: nucleus. Gene Ontology annotation, biological process: chromatin remodeling; regulation of DNA-templated transcription. The record is from RefSeq and is a predicted model, not a curated record. Lineage: Eukaryota; Metazoa; Chordata; Mammalia; Primates; Cebidae. Gene Ontology annotation, molecular function: ATP-dependent H2AZ histone chaperone activity. The coding region runs from base 1 to 324 and encodes 107 amino acids. The transcript is spliced from 2 exons.